AGAGCCAGUGCUUAAGACAAGAGCUAUGAUCAGAGUGGUUCUUGCUCGCCAGUGAAUUGAGGAAUCUGCUGUACCGGGUAUCUAAAGACUAUGUCUCUGCUCCCGCGGAGUAACAGCACAUACAAGCCAAGUGAUGGUGCCACACUACAGUAUGCACCAGAAAUCAUUGGUUCCUUAAUUAUCUUCAUUCUCACCUUUAUCCUGGGCCUCCUGGGCAACGGCUUGGUGAUCUGGGUGGCUGGCCUGAAAAUGAAGCGGACCGUGAACACUGUGUGGUUCCUGCACCUUGCCAUCGCCGACUUCCUGUGCUGCAUGUCUCUGCCAUUCUCCAUCAUUCACCUGAUCCUCCAUGAGUACUGGCCAUAUGGCCACUUCCUCUGCAAGGUUAUCCCAUCGGCCAUCAUCCUCAACAUGUUUGCCAGCGUCUUCCUCCUCACUGCCAUCAGCAUUGACCGGUGCCUGAUGGUGAUGAAGCCAGUUUGGUGUCAGAACCACCGUAACGUGAGACUUGCAUCACUGAUGUGCGGUUGUAUCUGGCUCUUGGCCUUCAUUAUGUGUUGUCCUGCAUUCCUCUACCGUGAGACCAUCAAAGAUGAAUUUGACAAAACUGUUUGUAAUUAUCAAUUUGGAGAUGAUAGGGAUUAUGAGGAUUAUAUGGAUUAUGGGAAUGAUUCAGCCAUGAGCUCUGGCAUAUCCCAAGAUGAAUAUUCUGGUGGUUUCUCCAGCACUGAUAAUCCUGGCACCUUUUACAAUGAUACUAUCUUUUUCGGGAACUUGAAUGAUUACUUCAACAUCAGUCGGCCAACCACCCUACUGACCAUCAGUAUUACCAGGAUUGUCUUUGGCUUCCUCCUUCCCUUUAGCAUAAUGGCAGUUUGCUACAUCCUUAUAGUCAUCAAGAUGCGUAGAGCCCAAUUUACCAAACCCCGUGGUAAGACCCUGCGAGUGAUCCUGGUUGUGGUGGUUGCCUUCUUUGUCUGUUGGGCUCCAUUCCAUGCAGUUGGGGCACUGUCUCUCCUAGCUAUGCCAGGCACUGGAUUUAGGAAGGCAGUGACACUGUGGGACCACCUCUCUACAGCACUGGCCUAUGCGAACAGCUGCAUCAAUCCUUUGCUCUACGUAUUUGUGGGGCGGGACUUCAGGCAGAAGGCACGCCAAUCAGUGCAGGGCAUCUUGGAGGGCGCCUUCAGCGAGGAAAUUACACGCUCCACUUCCUACUCACGGGACAGGACCAAGACUUCAGCAGACAGGGAUAUCAGCAGCAACACCCUCUAAAAUGGGGCUUCUAGACAGCACUGCCAGGGUGGAGGGGAGGGCAGGGGACAUUUGCAGUUUCCAUGGCAGUGACUUUUUGCUUUAGGACAGCAGAGCCUGAACAAUGAGUUUGACAAUAAUCUGUAUGGGAUGCCCAUGGGGACUGGGGCAGUUCCGAGCAGGCCAACCUCCCAUUUAAUAGCCUCCUGAAGAGAGGAGAGUUAGACAUGCCAAAAACAGGAAUCUUCUGAUGAGACAUACAAGGGAGGCAGAGAGCCCCCUAUUUGAGAGAGAGAAGUGCACUUGUGAGAAGAUGUGUGGUGGGAUUAUGUAGUUACUCCUUUGACAUUACUAAAUAAGAAUGUGGUUGCAGAAUAUCUAUGUACUACAUUUAUUGAGCAUGUAUCAUCUGUACCUGCUAAAUUACAGGGAGAAGUUACUUCGACAUUU
Messenger RNA from Mauremys mutica (yellowpond turtle), 1704 nucleotides. RefSeq names its product C3a anaphylatoxin chemotactic receptor-like. NCBI's taxonomy places the organism in Eukaryota, Metazoa, Chordata, Testudines, Geoemydidae. Gene Ontology annotation, cellular component: plasma membrane. Gene Ontology annotation, biological process: positive regulation of cytosolic calcium ion concentration; phospholipase C-activating G protein-coupled receptor signaling pathway; chemotaxis. Bases 91 to 1275 code for a protein of 394 amino acids. The record is from RefSeq and is a predicted model, not a curated record. The transcript has 2 exons. Gene Ontology annotation, molecular function: complement component C5a receptor activity; G protein-coupled receptor activity.